This is a messenger RNA of Dalotia coriaria, 1191 nucleotides long. RefSeq lists its product as uncharacterized. The record is from RefSeq and is a predicted model, not a curated record. The transcript has 4 exons. The coding region runs from base 341 to 1084 and encodes 247 amino acids. NCBI's taxonomy places the organism in Eukaryota, Metazoa, Arthropoda, Insecta, Coleoptera, Staphylinidae.
GUUACUUGUUACUUGUUCUGAAUAUUAUAAUGUCUAAGUCUGACUUUGUUGUUAAAGUAGCAAACAUUGUAAAUGAUUAUAAAUAAUACGUGAUUGUGAGGGCGCCAUAUUGCUGUGUGACACUUUCGAGGCGAGUGUGGUUAUCACACCUUCGGGCGCGUUUGCGGCGCAAUUUAUUUGACGAGCACUCGAAACGCCGGCCGGUAAUUCAAAUCGACAACCAAAAUAUCACACGCGAUCGAAACAAACAAUACUAUCCGUAUCAGUCUAGCGUUUAUGACAUCGGAGGAUUCAAUUUAUUGUCAUUUGUGAUACCAGUGUUUAAUCGACAACAUACACAAUGAUUUAUAUAACAAUUUUAGUCAUUAUUACACAAAGUUGUAUGUCAUAUGUGCAUAAUGGUGUGCAUAUGACAUUUCGUUCUUGGGAUGAGGGUAACCUCAAAAUUCAACCUACAACCACAGAAAAACCUGAUUUGAACUGGAUAGCUGUCAAAAAAGUACUUGAUCAAAUGGCUCCACACUUAGAAAAGUCUUCCAUUGUUAUUCCUACGUUAAGUGCUCCAAAUGGUAAAGAACCAACUGAAACAGUUCAGUUUCUAGAUGUCGUUGUUGUCAACUGGCUGUCAGAUGUCAUAAAACAAUGUGUCACUACUUUUAACACUCUUGAUAGUCUUGAUGACCAUGAGAGUGAUGAUAGGAAUUAUGAAUUUAAAUUAGAUGAAAAAGUUAUUAUUGUUAAUUUUACAAUUCCACAAAUAUUGUUUUCAGGACGUUUUUUGUUCAAUUCAGACGGCAAACAAGGUGCUGUGCAUUGUGCAAUGGACAAGAUGGCGGUCGGCAUGUUUGUGCACUUUUCAAAGUCUAAUAAUAUUGUAUACGUGGAUAAUUUUCAGAUGCAACCACCGGAAAAAAGUUAUGUUUUAACUUCAAACGACGAAGAAAUUGCUGGUAAUAAAGGUUAUGUUAACGAAAAUGACAGAAUGGAAUCCGAAUGGAAGCUGGCAAUAUGGCUGACUAUCAAUAAACUAAUAGAGGAUUAUUUAAAAGAUUUUAUGUUGACCGAUGAUUCGUUUUUCACGUAAUUGUAAAUUUAAUUAAACUUAAACUACGUCUGUGAUAUACUCAUAUAGUACGAAAUAGUAUGCAACCAAAUUAACGAAUGUAAAUAAUAAUAGUGUUUUUAUUUGUA